UACCCAACCCAGCCUAUUCGCGGUUCCGCUGAAGCUUGGAAGGUUUUUAACUAGGGUUUUCUAAAACCCGAUAUCUGCUAACUAUUUUUCUCCUCUGUUUCAUUAUUCUUUCAUCGUUAAAAUCACAAAAUUUCUUCUUUCUGAAACAAUCCCAUUGCAGAAACGAGUGUUUCCUUCAGGAUUUUUUAUUUCUGAAGCUCAGUUAUAUAUAAAUCAAUCGGUUGGAGAUAAAUUAAUGGAUGAGAAGGGAGGAAAUAAUAGUGUGAAGAAGAUAAUGUCACCUUGUGAUGUUGAGGCUCUCAAGAAAUGCUUGGAAGAGAACAAAGGGGACUACGUUAAAUGCCAAUCACAGAUUGAAGCUUUUAAGUCUUCAUGCUCUAUCAAGAAACCGAAUUCGGAACCGAAGCUCAAGACUGGUGUGGUCUCUGAUCUCUGAAUUUGCAGUUGUUGAAUUUGAACUUGAACUGUAACCCAUUUGUAUUAUCUUAAAUUAAUUUUCUUUCAUAUUUGGAAAUUGAAUUUGGAGGAAGCUGUGGAGUAGUACAAGUCUACUUCUAUUUGAUGUCAAUAAGUGUAGUAGCUGAGCUCUAAAGAAUUAAAUAUGUUGUUUUAAAGUUGUUUUUUAUUAAUGAAAUAAAAAAAGUUUACCCCAUUUACUAGCUUAAUGUAAUUGGUUUUGUUCCAUUCAAUGAGAUUUUAUAUUCUGAUAUUGUGUUGGCUUGGCCCUAAUAGGGUUAUUGUUUGUUGUAAUGGUAAAAGAUCAGGCUGCCAAGUUUACGAUAAGAACCGAGCUAGUUUGUUCCAUUUUUUUUUUCUUUAAUAAAGGCUAUACAUGGAAUAACAGGGACCUUAUGGAGUCUAAUUUGGGGUUUCUAUGAACUAAGCUUUCAAAUGAUCCAAGUUAGUUCUAUCGAUUGAGGAUCUUAGUGCUUUUAUUCUAAACAGCACAAAAAGUGACAUUGAGGUUUGUUUGGCCAUAUAAAGCAAUAUUAAUUUCACAGAAAUGAGUUUCCAUUUAUCAAUUGAAUGUGUUAUCUCUAUUGUUGCAUCCAUCAUUCAACAUUUUAAAGAAUUGAAACUCAACAAUGGAUGCUGCUAUGUUACACCACCUCUGGCUCUAAACAAAGCAGUUUAGUUUAAACAUUGUUAACAUAUAAAUUAAUAUCACCUUCCAUAUUACCCACUGGGCCAUAUAUUUUGAUACUCAGAUAACCACGAGCACUGUGCAAACAACAAUAUCUGAUUUGUGAUUCUCCAAGAUACCUGAGGUUCACCCUUAUCAUCUUUGUGUUCCCUUUUUGUUUUUAUCUUCACUCAGUUACUCCAUAAAAAUGCCAUUUACUUUUGAUUUUAUCUUUCUUUGCAGUUGUGCAAGUACACAAUGAAGUUAACAGCUACAUAGACAGCCAUGUGGUUAGGUUCUAUACAGGCAAUUUUUGUGACCUCUUGGGUUACAGUUGAAAAAACUCAACAGGAUUAAAUUGUUGUGUUCGCUUUCUCUGCACAAUUCUUAGUUUUUGCAUAUACAGUAAUUGAAUUAAUUCAUGUUGCUAGAGAAUGUUGUUAAGUGAUUUGAAGGUUGGUAUGAGUCUUUUAUCAUAAUUUUAAUUUGUUUGAGUUUCCUUUUUUUGGCAAUUCAGUAGAUUUAAUUUAACAUUAAAUUGUUCACUUUCCUCAUAUAAUGGUGAUUUGAAGUUCGUGGCAUAUGUGUAUGCAAAAACUGAGAUUGGCCGUUUAUUUAUGGUUUUAUUUUUUAAGAUACAAAAUCUGCAACCAAGUAAUAAUGUUGCAGAUCUACCAUUAAUUCUAAAAAAGUGUAUGUUUGUAUUUGAUGAACAUUUCUAACAAAUAUCGGGUGUAUGUCCUCCUGCCCACUGCAAAUUGAAUGUAGGCAAUGCAGGAACAGCUGUGGUUUCAUUAGUUUACUUGUGGGGACUGUUGAUUCUUUCUUUUUCUUUUUCCUUUCUAGAUUGGAGUAAACACUAAUUUAAUUUGUCUUAGUGAGACAACCAUGAAAACAGGAAUUUUUUUCCUCUAUUACCUGAAUUUGUUUGUAUAAAAAAUAGCUUACCUAAAAGUCAUACUUGUUUGACAUAGUGAUGGGGUUAGCAAAGACUUCCUCUGGAAGAAUCUAAGCUCAAGAGCCUAUGAGUAACAGAAUUGACAAAGGACAGAUGACCAGCACACUUCCAUCAUUCCUGCCUGUUGCCGCCCAUUUGCUUACAAAUUAACAAAUCCAAGCAUCCUCCUCACUGACCUUCUUCACACACAAAUCCAAGAAAAAAGAAUAUUCCUUCCAGAAGUAGCAAAAUUGUAGUGUCAACCUUUACAUUAAUGCCUUUCUAUGAUAUUUGUACUUGAAAACUAUAAACUUGCCCCAAAGCCUUGGUCACAUCAAUAUAGUAAUCAGUACUGAUAAUAUAUAAAUACCAUUUAUUUAUGGUUGCCUCAUAAUUCAUAUAUCAUUGUAUUGGUGUGUAUGCUUUUAUAUCCGUUGAUCUGUUCGAGUGAGUUACUUGUUUCUCAUCUCAUUUGUGCUUUUGAGUUGAUCCUGAUCGAGAUUUUCAUAAAUGCAUAUCAUAUGAUACAAUUCCCUGAUAUUAAACUAUACUAGUAGAAUUCUGUAAUUGCAUAUAAAUGUAUUUAUUAUUAAUCUAUAGUUUUAUGCAUUGAAUAUUUGUAUGUCUAUAUGUAUAAUGCAUUUCUCUAUAUAUCUAACCAACUAGCUUCUUUAACAGCCUAACCCAACUGAACAAACUGACUUAUAUCUCAUAUUUUAAACAAUAAUGUCUGGAUCUCAGACUUCCAUAGCACUUCCUGUUUUUGACAUCUCGCAGCCCUUUAACCCAUCCUUGCUCUCCUCCCUCUUUCUAGCCUGCAAAGAAUGGGGUUUCUUUCACAUCAUCAACCAUGGAAUCUCCAAGGAGCUUUACAGUAAACUCUGUUCCCUUUCAAACCAUCUUUUCAACCUCCCUGCCGAGAUGAAACUCAAAGCUGGUCCCUCAUCAACAAUCAAAACCUAUACUCCUCAUUUCAUUGCCUCCCCUUUCUUCGAGAGUCUAAGGGUAUCUGGACCCAACUUUUUUGCCUCUGCCAAGAGUUCCGUUGAAGUCCUCCUUAAUGAGCCAGAUUCAGAAUUCAGUGAGAUAUCAAAAGAGUACGGGGACCAGAUGACAAAGCUAUCAAAAAGAAUUGUGGAGCUUGUACUGAUGUGUUUGGGGAAUGAUUUUGAGAGGAAAUUUGAAUCUGAAUUCAGUGGCUGUCAUGGUUAUUUGAGAAUUAUCAACUACUCGCCACCCGAGUUCGUUAUGGAAAAAGAAGUUGAGGGUCUUGGCAUGCACACUGACAUGAGCUGUGUAACAAUUGUCUAUCAAGAUGAGAUUGGUGGUCUCCAGGUGAGGUCAAAGGAAGGGAAGUGGAUGGAUAUAAAUCCGUGUGAAGACACUCUUGUGGUGAACAUAGGGGACUUAAUGCAGGCCUGGAGCAAUGGGAAGUUGAGAUCUUCUGAGCACAGAGUCGUUUUAAAGCGAUCUGUUAAUCGAUUUUCUCUUGCUUUCUUUUGGUGCUUCGAAGAUGACAAGCUGAUAUCUGCACCUGAGGAAGUAGUGGGUUACGGGAAUUUGAGGCUCUACAACCCGUUUGUUUGUGCUAAUUAUUUGAAAUUUCGAGAGAGCAGUGAGAAAGGGCAGUUCGAAAAAGUUGGGUUUACAGUGAAAGAUUUUGCAGGAACUGGAGGAUGAAAGCUUUCAAUAUAUUAUGGUACAUUAUUAUUCAUUGAUUGAUUGUGUGUGUGAAGGUGUUCUGAUUGACGGAAAAUAAGAGAUUGAGAAUUAAACAAGACAGUUAAUUGUGUCUGCUAAGUGGGAUUUGGAGUCCAGGUACUUUUAAUCAGUAGUUCCUUGGGAUUGUUCAUGAAUUAUAGCAUUCAUCGAAUUUGGUGGCUCAUUUGUUUAUUUGUUCCUAUUAAUGACAACCUCUUAAGAUU
Cornus florida is the source of this 3985-nucleotide messenger RNA. RefSeq names its product gibberellin 20-oxidase-like protein. The record is from RefSeq and is a predicted model, not a curated record. Gene Ontology annotation, molecular function: dioxygenase activity. The transcript is spliced from 3 exons. Lineage: Eukaryota; Viridiplantae; Streptophyta; Magnoliopsida; Cornales; Cornaceae. The coding region runs from base 2787 to 3740 and encodes 317 amino acids.